UGGGCAGUGGCCACCAUGUUCUCGUGUGUGAAGCCCUAUGAGGACCAGAACUACUCAUCCCUGAAGCGGGCCUGUCUGCGCAGGAAGGUGCUCUUUGAGGACCCCCUCUUCCCGGCCACAGAUGACUCGCUUUACUAUAAGGGCGUCCCCGGACCCACUGUCAGGUGGAAGCGGCCCAAGGACAUCUGUGAGGACCCGCGCCUCUUUGUGGACGGCAUCAGCUCCCACGACCUGCACCAGGGCCAGGUGGGCAACUGCUGGUUCGUGGCGGCCUGCUCAUCACUCGCCUCCCGAGAGUCACUGUGGCAGAAGGUUAUCCCAGAUUGGAAAGACCAAGAGUGGGACCCCGAGAAGCCGGACGCCUACGCGGGCAUCUUCCACUUCCAUUUCUGGCGCUUCGGAGAGUGGGUGGAUGUGGUCAUCGAUGACCGGCUGCCCACGGUCAACAACCAGCUCAUCUAUUGCCACUCCAAUUCACGCAAUGAGUUCUGGUGUGCCCUGGUGGAGAAGGCCUAUGCCAAGCUAGCAGGCUGCUAUCAGGCUCUGGACGGAGGUAACACAGCGGACGCGCUGGUAGACUUCACGGGUGGCGUGUCUGAGCCCAUCGAUCUGACCGAGGGUGACUUAGCCAAUGAUGAGGCCAAGAGGAACCAGCUCUUUGAGCGCGUGUUGAAGGUGCAUAGCCGGGGAGGCCUCAUCAGCGCCUCCAUCAAGGCAGUGACCGCAGCCGACAUGGAGGCCCGUCUGGCGUGUGGCCUGGUGAAGGGCCAUGCCUAUGCCGUCACUGAUGUGCGCAAGGUGCGCCUGGGCCACGGCCUGUUGGCCUUCUUCAAGUCAGAGAAGCUGGACAUGAUCCGCCUGCGCAACCCUUGGGGCGAACGGGAGUGGAACGGGCCCUGGAGCGACACCUCAGAAGAGUGGCAGAAGGUGAGCAAGAGUGAGCGAGAGAAAAUGGGUGUCACCGUGCAGGAUGACGGCGAGUUCUGGAUGACCUUCGAGGACGUGUGCCGGUACUUCACCGACAUCAUCAAGUGCCGCCUCAUCAACACAUCCUACCUCAGCAUCCACAAGACGUGGGAGGAGGCCCGGCUGCGAGGUGCCUGGACGCGGAAUGAGGACCCACAGCUGAACCGCAGCGGGGGCUGUAUCAACCACAAGGACACUUUCUUCCAGAACCCACAGUACAUCUUUGAGGUCAGGAAGCCAGAGGACGAGGUGCUCAUCUGUAUCCAGCAGCGGCCCAAGCGGUCCACCCGCCAGGAGGGCAAGGGCGAGAACCUGGCCAUUGGCUUCGACAUCUACAAGGUGGAGGAGAACCGGCAGUACCGCAUGCACAGCCUGCAGCAUAAGGCGGCCAGCUCCAUCUACAUCAACUCGCGCAGCGUGUUCCUGCGGACCGACCAGCCCGAGGGCCACUACGUCAUCAUCCCCACCACUUUCGAUCCAGGCCACACCGGCGAGUUCCUGCUCCGUGUCUUCACUGAUGUGCCCUCCAAUUGCCGGGAGCUGUGUCUGGAUGCACCCCCUCACUCCUGCUGGAGCUCCCUGUGUGGCUACCCUAAGAUGGUGACCCAGGUGCAUGUCCGGGGAGCUGCUGGCCUUAAGGACUCCUCAACAGGGGCCAACUCUUAUGUGAUCAUCAAGUGUGAGGGAGACAAAGUCCGCUCAACUGUGCAGAAAGCUACCUCGACACCCGAGUAUAACGUGAAAGGCAUCUUCUACCGCAAGAAGCCAGACACGCCCAUCACGGUUCAGGUCUGGAACCACCGAGUGCUGAAGGAUGAGUUUCUGGGCCAGGUGCACCUGAAGGCUGACCCCGACGACCUCCAGGCCCUGCACACCCUCCACCUCCGGGAUCGCAGCAGCCGGCAGCCCAGCGACCUGCCGGGCACCAUUGCUGUGAGCGUCCUCAGCAGUGCCUCCCUCACGGCUGUCUGAUGCCACCCCCUGCCUGUCCCAGAACUUUCACCAUAUCUGCAUGUCCCCACCAGGCCAGCAACUAGCCGGGGAGCCAAGAUUUGGGGGUUCUUUCCGCAGCUCUUCUGACUCGCUGUGUGACUGGGCGGCCUCCAAUCCACAGUCUCCUGAGGGCUCCAAACCUCCCUUCUCACGGAGGACUCUUAGCUGAGAUUUAAAGUGGCCCUACCCACCCCAUCUGUCACCUGUACUAAGAGACUCUCUGUUGAAAGUUCUCACUCCCAAGUCCUGCUGUCUGCUGAUGGAGUGCCAAGAUGUCACUUG
Molecule: messenger RNA, 2241 nt
Organism: Elephantulus edwardii (Cape elephant shrew)
Lineage: Eukaryota; Metazoa; Chordata; Mammalia; Macroscelidea; Macroscelididae
Gene: CAPN5
Product: calpain 5
Exons: 13
Coding region: 16-1938 (640 amino acids)
Biological process (GO): proteolysis
Cellular component (GO): cytoplasm
Molecular function (GO): calcium-dependent cysteine-type endopeptidase activity
Source: RefSeq, a predicted model, not a curated record